Messenger RNA from Botrytis byssoidea, 1461 nucleotides. RefSeq lists its product as uncharacterized. Bases 1 to 1461 code for a protein of 486 amino acids. The record is from RefSeq and is a predicted model, not a curated record. Gene Ontology annotation, molecular function: acyltransferase activity, transferring groups other than amino-acyl groups. NCBI's taxonomy places the organism in Eukaryota, Fungi, Ascomycota, Leotiomycetes, Helotiales, Sclerotiniaceae. The transcript has a single exon.
AUGGACGCAGCAUCUAAAGCACCGCCUCUUCUUGCCUCCGAGCUUAUAGGACCCAAGGGAUGGAUCCGAAAUAUGAUGUGCCUCGAGUUGGCAGCAGACUACGAUGCUGAGAAUAUCUCAUCAAUGCUGCGAACAGCAUGGAGUAGUUUCAAAGAGCGAACACCAAUGGUCGGUGUUGAGGCCGUGCCUGCAGACCCCGAUCUAAAGCCCGCUGGGCAGCUAAAGCUACAACCUUACCGCGAUGGCGAGAUUGAAGAUUUCGUAGUCAAGGAUCACCGUAACGAUAGCACAGCACCUUCAUUUAGUCAGUUGAAGGAUCAAGGAUUUCCCAAUGCAGCCAUGGACGAUGAAAAAUUGUGCAUGCGUGGCCGAGUUGGAGAAUGGCCUCAAUUUGGCGUCGAUCGCCUAGCAACUCAAAUGAUGCAAGCCAACUUGAUCAAGGGUGGAUUACUGCUCAACCACUUGUGCUUCCAUUCGUAUGCCGAUGGGCUAUCCAUGUGGAAAUUAGCCGAGCUCUUUGCUGAAGAUUUACGCCGAGCACAGGGGUUGACUAUUGAGAAACCAGUUGAGAUUCAAGUUGCGGACAGAGCCAAAAUCUUGCAGAGCACCGGAAAAAACGUGUGCGCCAAUUUUGCAGAGGAGCACACAGAAUUCAUUCAUUUACCUUUCACUCCUCCUGGACUCCCCGAGGCUCUAACGAAAGGAGAAAGCCAUGCUCACGUGUAUCGAUUUACACCAGAAGCCAUCCGAGCGCUCAAGGAAGAGUGCUCACCAGCAAAGAUAUCAUCUAGUCUUAAGGAAAAGAUCCCACAAGAACAACUACCAAAAUUCGUCUCCACCAAUGACGUCCUAUCUGCACUGAUCUGGAAAUCCAUCCAGAGCGCCGAACAUCCAGAUCAUUCAGCCCUCGAUCCCAGUAAGCUCUCGAUAGGAAUGGUCGCCUUGGACGCACGACGCCGCGUUCACGUGCCCAUCCAUCCACAUACACUGGGUAAUAUCAUCGGAUUUACCACUGCAAUUCUACCAAUUUCUCAAUUGAUUUCCAGAGAUACUCCGCUAGCUGAUGUCGCAUGUUUGAUACGUCAAGGUGUCAAUAAGUGUGGAAGCACAUACUACGAUGAAAUGGCGCACUACGUAGAGCGCGCGGACGACGUGAAUAGAAUCGCUGGCACGGCAUUCCUCGAUAUGCCUGGUAGCAAUGUGCUAUUCAGCAACUGGAGCGAUUUUGACUUUUACAGCAUUGAAUGGGGUCCUACAUUCGGUGAUCGUAUCAAAUCUUUGCGAUUCCCCGCUGGUGGUGUCUGUGCCGGCUUCCAGGUGAUCUUGCCAUCUCCUGCGGACGCGCCCCAGGGAACAAUGGAAGUGCUUGUUAGUGCAUCAAACCAAGCGUGGCCGCGAUUGUUGCGCGAUGAGACUCUCCAUCGCUUUGCUCAUAAUGCUACGAAGGUACCAUUCCAGUGA